Messenger RNA from Hemibagrus wyckioides, 3921 nucleotides. RefSeq names its product ankyrin repeat and death domain containing 1A (gene ankdd1a). Lineage: Eukaryota; Metazoa; Chordata; Actinopteri; Siluriformes; Bagridae. Gene Ontology annotation, molecular function: protein binding. The transcript is spliced from 15 exons. Gene Ontology annotation, biological process: signal transduction. The record is from RefSeq and is a predicted model, not a curated record. Bases 483 to 2003 code for a protein of 506 amino acids.
UUUUUGUUUGCUUAAACCACAACGCAGGCAGGUGCAGGGGCUGGAUGUAGGAAAGCAGCAGAGAGGACUAUUUUCCUUCCUUCAGGGUUGGACUAUAGCGACAAAACCUUCUUUUUUAUGGAUCCUUUCUUAUCGCAUCUUUUGUCAAAAUUUAUAGUUUAGAGGUUAAACGAAAGACAGCUGGCUCUCGUGACUUUAAGUGUGUAACGUUAAUGAAUUAAUGAAACUGACAGACCAUGAACCCCGCCUAUUUAAGACGCUUUCGACACUGUUUGGUUCAUAUUCCUGAAUAAGGUGUUCAUAGAAAACGCUGAAAUAGGAAUAUUUUGAGAAAUGGCUACUCAUGGAUGUACAUAAGAGGUUUAUAAUACUAACCUCGGAGAAAAGGGAGCUAUAAGCGCUACUCGAUAAAGAGGAGUCGUGUUUGAGGAUUUGGGAAACGGGCUUUUAUUUAUGUUUAUACAAAUAUCUUUGCCACUGGAAUGGAGGACGGCUUGGCGUCAGAAGACGAUAUUUUGCUGCUCUCCGAGAAGGUGUUUCACAAUGCUGCAAAAAGGAAUGACACAGGAAAGAUGCUGGAGCUUAUUAGGAAAGGGGUAGACAUCAAAGCUAAAAAUAAAGUAGACAGGAAGGCAUUGCACUGGGCUGCAGGUGCAGGUAGUGAAGAUGCUCUGCGUCUGCUGCUGGAGCAUGACACUGAGCUGGAUGAUGCAGACAGUUUUGGAAUGAGUGCACUGCUGUUGGCAGCAUGGUUUGGUCACCUUAAAAUAUUGAAGAUCCUUGUCUCAUCUGGUGCAAAACUCAACUGUGUAAACAAAAAUGGGCUGAAUCUUCUGCACUGUGCUGCGCAACGAGGUCAUAUUCAUAUUCUCGAGUACAUCAUGGAGGAUCUGGAGGAUGUAAGACUUGACAGAGUUGACAAGUCAGGUAAGACAGCAUUUCACCUGGCAGCAGAACAUGGACAGUUGGAGGUGACGGAGUAUCUUAUUGGCAUGGGCUGCGCUCACAACCUCAAGGACAAGGAGGACAACACUGCACUCCAUCUGGCAACAAAACAUGGCCAUGCAGCAGUGCUACAGAAGAUUCUGGAAACUGGGGAGAACAUCAACGAGAGGAAUAUUGAUGGUCUGACCGCUUUACACUUGUCUGUGGAUGGAGGGCAUUAUGACUGUGUCAGGAUGCUGCUUGAGGCUCACUGCAAUGUCAAUGAACUCACAAAUAGGAAUAUGACGGCUCUUCACUUGGCAGCCCAGCAUGGAUUUGAAAGAGAGGUCAGGCUGCUUGUAGAGGCUGGAGUAAGUGUGGACUCAGUGGACACUAAUCAUUCCACGGCACUCCACUUGGCAGUGUUCAACAACUACACCGAGAUUGUUAAAAUACUCAUUGAUGCCGAAUGCGACCUAGAUGUUUUUGAUGAGCGACUUCAGACAGCCCUGCACAUAGCAGCAGAACACGGACGCCAAAACAUAGCUGAACUGAUCCUCAUUGCUGGGGUCAACCUCAAACUUCUCGACAAGCAGGGAAAGACAUCACUGGACGUUGCGGCCAGAAGCAAUCAUGUGAACGUGGUCGACAUGAUUAUCAAAGCAGAUAGAUUUUACAAAUGGGAACAGGACAAUGUGAACUGCUCGUCGCUAGUGGCAAGGAAUGUGACAUUCAAACAAGACCACCAGCAGGAGACACAGCACAUUCGCUCCGUCUUAUGGAAAUUAGCCACCAAAUAUCUGAAAGCUGGGGAGUGGAAGACACUGGCGCAACACUGGCACUUCACAGACGCACACAUUCGAGCCAUAGAACAUGAGUGGACAGGUACUAAAAGCUAUAAGGACCAUGGCCAUCGCAUGCUACUGAUCUGGCUGCAUGGUGUGCUGAUUGCUGGAGAAAACCCCAUUAAAAGUUUGUACGAAGGGCUGAUGGGAAUCUCAAGGAUGGAUCUGGCAGAGAGCAUGCGACAGCAGGCCAACGCAGACCCCAGCACUCCUAAGAAGUGUGCAACAAUGUGAAACAGUGUUGUCUCGAAACACAAUGAGGAAAUGAAGUUAACAGCAAUAUAGCUCAAAGAUGAAAUAUUCCUCAACAACACACUGAUGCAGAUGUCCGUUUUGAAGGGCUACUACAGUACCAUCUGUUGAUUCCUGUGACGGUGAAGAGCAGUUUUAUGCAAAUACAUAGAAUGCUGUGAAAUUCUUCAGUUGCAGGUCUGAUGUUCCCCAGUUCAAUAAGACUAUCUUUUAGGUCCUAUUUACAUUUAUUUUCUAUGAAAUUAGCUUUCAAUGAAAAUGGGCUCAGAUUAAGGAAGAGAGUAAUGAAAGCUGUAUAUCUAUCAGAGAGCUAUAGCUGGACAAUAGGUAGGAAUAUUUCUUGCUCAAAAAAUUUGCAAACCAACGAAGGUACCAUGGUAAUAAAUUUUGCAUUUAGUUUAAAAUGUCAGACUGUACAACAGUAGCUAUUGUAUAACAUCACAAAUAAAAACAAUAGCUACGUAGUAAAGUAUUAGAGAUGAACUGAACCAGCAUCCGCAACUUUUAACCUUUAAUUUGUUGUGAAUCCAGGGUUAAGAGGCUACAGUUACAAACACUGUGUUACUUAUGUUUCAACAAGAAAAAAGUUAUAACUGAAUCUGUUUUUAUGCGUUGCAUUACCGGUAUACUGUCAUUCAAAUGUUAUCCUUAAAAUCAGUGACUCGCACCGCACUCUUUGCCCGUGCCGUCUCCUGAGCUGAGCUAGGUUCGGCUAGUGGGUUUUACUAAUUAAGGAGUCUAAUGAUUGAACAAUCGAGGAGAAACUUUUUGGAAAAUGGAGAUAAAUAUCCAACAAAGGAGACUAGUUUGUCAGUGUUUGCUGCCUCUACUGCAAAAAUCACUUUCUUCUCUAGGUCUUAUUCAGUGUUCACUAAUUCCUGCCAAAAAUAUGAUGAUUUUCAUUUCCAUUGCAUACAUGUAAAAAUCUUAAUUAAAAUAGUGCUUUGUUUUUUGUAAAUACAUUCACUGUUUACACUUGCAUGGCUUUAAUCACAUAUUUAUAUCACAUGUUGUAGCAUGAAAAGCAUCAUGGCUUUUAAUAAACUCUAGCUUUUAACUGUGACUUAAAACAUGUUUUAAAAAGCUGUUGAUGCAUAUACACUAUAUUGCCAGAAGUUUUGGGACACCCCUUCAAAUCAUUGAAUUCAUGGGUCGGGCUCGGCGAGCCAGGCUUCCUCGUCCAACAUCAGUGCCUGACCUCACAAAUGUGCUUCUAGAGGAAUGGUCAAAAAUUUCCAUAAACACAGUCCUAAACCUUGUGGAAAGCCUUCCCAGAAAAGUUGAAGCUGUUGUAGCUGCACAGGGCAGGUCAACUCCAUAUUACAUUCAUGUGCAUGCAAAGGCAGACAUCCCUGGCUCACAAUCUCCACUCUAAUUCAUCCCAAAGGUGUUCUGUGGGGUUGAGGUCAGGACUCUGUGCAGGUCAGUUAAGUUCCUCCACACCAAACUCACUCAUCCAUGUCUUUAUGGACCUUGCUUUGUGCACUGGUGCGAAGUCAUGUUGGAACAGGAAGGGGUCAUCCCCACAAAUUUGGGAGCAUGAAAUUGUCCAAAAUGUCUUGGUAUGCUGAAGAAUUAAGAGUUCCUCUCACUAGAACUAAGGGGCCAAGCCCUGAACUCAGUGAUUUGGAGGGGUGUCCUAAAACGUUUGGCAAUAUAGUGUUCAUGCAUACAUAGAAUGGUUUCAUUGCUUAAAUGUGUUUAAUUAGCUCUUUAAGGCUACAAUCAGGAUAUUUUGGGAAGAUCUCAUCCUUAAUCUAUCACAUACGUCGUAUGUAAGGUUCGGUUAUGUUUAAUCCCAAACAGAUUCAAUUAUAGUGUUUAUAUUUCUAUAAAUAUCUCUCUUGUUAAAUCAUGUUUAAUACUCAGGUAACAAUUUAGCUCUUAAGAUGUCCUGAUU